AUGGUUGAUACAGGUGUGGUCAAGAGAAAGGAUACCACAAAAGGUCCUCCUUUACGUAUAUUAUCUCUAGAUGGAGGUGGUGUACGAGGAUAUUCUAUGCUCAUAAUUAUACAAGAGCUCAUGCAUAGAACAUAUGUGGAAAUUGAAGGAAAAGCGCCUCGACGAGAUCAAAUCCCAAAACCUGCCGACCAUUUCGAUUUAAUAUGUGGUACCGGAACAGGCGGUUUGAUCGCAAUUAUGCUCGGCAGAUUACGACUGGAUUUGGAGACUUGCAAAGAAGUCUAUGUACGAAUGACAAGGAAGGUUUUCGAAACGGAUAAAACUAUUGCGGGUAUACCAUAUCGGUCAACACUAUUCAAGGCUUCGAAGUUGGAGGAGGCUAUCAAGGAGUGUGUACGAGAACAUACACUAUUUGAGAAGGAGGGAAAUGAUGGAGAUAACUCUUCUUCAGCAUCCGCAUAUCCGGGAAGCCCGACCAGUCCAUUCAAUCAGACCGCGACUAAAGAACCAAGGCGGCAUUCAAGUAAUGCAAGUGUCGCAAGUUUCAGUAAUAGGAGUCCUACCAGCUAUCAACAUAGGCCAGUUAUGUCAUCGAGGUGGGGCAAUCCAAACGCUAGAUUAUACGACAAUCGACCAGAGAGGACCAAGACUGCUGUAACGGCCAUCUAUAAAGGUACCCCCAAAGGUGGUGCGCCAGCCUUACUUCGAUCCUACGAUUCUCGAAGAGAGCCUUCACCGGAAUACGAUUGCAAAAUAUGGGAAGCAGGACGAGCAACAUCAGCCACCGGACUUGCAUUCAAACCUAUUCAAAUUGGACAAUCAGUAUUUAUCGACGAAGGUGCCGGUCAAUAUAACCCUGCGCCAGUUGUCCUCGACGAAGCUACGGUCAAUGAAUGGCCCGGAAGAGAUGUUGGUGUAUUUGUGAGCAUAGGAACAGGCAAGAGACCUCCGGGAAGCGAUCAUAAUCAACAUGUGUGGUAUGAAGGUUUCAUGGGUGAAUUUGCAGAAGCACGGAAACGUCUUAUAUCCAAGAUCGAAGGAUGCGAAAUUACACAUCAAUAUAUGAAGGAGGAACAUCUCAUCAAACGAGGCGUCAACAUCGAAAAUUAUUAUCGACUGAAUGUCGAAAUCGGCGUAGGUGAAUUUGGAAUGAAUGAAUGGAAUCGCCUGGCAGAUAUCAGUACCGGAACCAGAAGGUAUCUUGGCAAAAGCGACAUUCAAAAGAUGAAUAUUGAAGCAGCUGUAAAGUUGUCAAAAGUUCAUAGGGCAAUCCAGAGAGCAAAUGGUCACAUGAGACUACCAUCCUCGACUAACAGAGGAGAAAGUUAUAAAACCUUACCUGAUGUUCCGGAAGCUAAUCCACUAGCCGUGGAACUUCCUGCAGAGGUGCCUCCCUUGACUCCUCUUUCCGGUAAUGCAUGGACACCACCUCCGCGACCAAGUUACGAAUCCGGUCAUCACGAUAGUCUCGAAAUCGCCCCACUCAGUUCCAUUAGAAAUGAUACUCUCUCACCUGAUUCCUUCUCAGACCACCAAUCCCCACAUUCUUCCCCAUCAACACGACCUUUGGACAAUGGCGAUAGAUUAACAGUCAAUUCUCCAACCCCAUCACAAUACCGUACCGCAUCUGGAUCAGACAAAAUCGCAAUCAUGAGUCUGGAUGAAUUUCCCCGUCCAGAAAUUCGAAUCUCAGAUCCUCCGCCAAGAAAUCCAAGGAGAGUUUCGGGACCACCACCAUUACCGCCAAAAACUCCUAUUAAUGGGGAGAGACCUGGUGAUGGGAUGCAAAGGAGACCGAUUGGAAAUGGGAAUGCGCCUUAUCCGUUGGAAGAUGGACCACCGCCGGUGGCUAAUAUGGCGAGGAAGCCAAAUUAUGGGAGAUGA
Sclerotinia borealis F-4128 is the source of this 1884-nucleotide messenger RNA. NCBI's taxonomy places the organism in Eukaryota, Fungi, Ascomycota, Leotiomycetes, Helotiales, Sclerotiniaceae. The record is from the annotation of a GenBank genome assembly.